Anopheles aquasalis is the source of this 1473-nucleotide messenger RNA. It is a transcript of the gene wmd, whose product is annotated as serine-threonine kinase receptor-associated protein wmd. Lineage: Eukaryota; Metazoa; Arthropoda; Insecta; Diptera; Culicidae. Gene Ontology annotation, biological process: spliceosomal snRNP assembly. Gene Ontology annotation, cellular component: SMN complex. The record is from RefSeq and is a predicted model, not a curated record. Gene Ontology annotation, molecular function: protein binding; RNA binding.
UUUUUCACUUUUUUACAAAGUGCGAAUUACUUUCACAAAUUGCAACACUGUUUAGGCAAUUAAAAGGAAAAUUGAGGAUUUUCAUACGUGUUCCAGGUUGAUAUUCCUGCCUUCAAUUGACCUCGUGCUGUGUGUUCUGUAGUAGAAGUAUUCUGUAGCAAGAAGGGACCAAACGAAAACUUAAACAUGCCAUCCAUGAAGCAAAUUCCUCUCACAUGCUCCGGUCAUACAAGACCCGUUGUGCACUUAGAUUUCAGUGGGCUCACAGACUGUGGUUACUUCUUGAUAUCAGCUUGUAAAGAUGGUAAACCGAUGCUGCGAAUGGGUGACACGGGAGAUUGGGUCGGUACGUUCGAGGGCCACAAGGGCGCCGUAUGGGGUGUAGCGCUGAACGAUCAAGCUACAUUGGCCGCCUCAGGAGCGGCAGAUUUUACAGGGAAAAUCUGGAAUGCUGUCACUGGCGAGGAAGUCCACAGUUUGCAGCACAAUCACAUCGUCAAAACGGUAGCUUUCAGUCGCGACAGCCAGUUCUUGGUUACGGGCAGUAACGAAAAAAUAGUGCGAGUGUUCGAUCUCAGCACAGAGGGAAAUGCGUUGGAAUCAUUUACCGGGCAUGCUGGUAGCGUAAAACGUGCGCUUUUUUGUCGCAAUGAAAAAUGUGUCAUUAGCUGUGCUGAUGACAAAUCUAUGCGACUUUGGGAUCGCAGCUCUGGGCAGGAAGCUCAUCGCGUCGAAUUCACUACGAAUCCGAAUGGUCUCGAAUUGUCCAAAGAUGGCACAAUUCUCACUGUAACCUAUGGUACAUGCAUUGGGUUUUAUGAAGCGGAUACACUCCUGAAGCUGAAAGAGAUUUCCAUCCCCACGCGAGUGGCCUCCGCGAGUUUGCAUCCCGAAAAGCAAAUAUUCGUUUGCGGUGGCGAGGACUUCAAAAUGUACAAGUAUGAUUACAUAACGGGCGAUGAAAUUGAAUCCUUUAAAGGCCAUUUUGGACCAGUUCAUUCAGUAAGUUUUAGUCCAGACGGGGAGCUCUAUGCUAGUGGUUCCGAAGAUGGUACGUUGCGGUUGUGGCAAACAACAGUAGGCAAAACCUACGGAUUGUGGAAAUGUUCGGAACCAACCGAUUUAAAUAACUCCGCAACGGCUAGCUGCCCAACGACUGCUUCACCAGCAUCCGCUACACCUGUUACUGCCAAUUGAAGAAAACAAGAAAAUAUAAUGAUGACACGCAGGCAGUAGUUCUGGGAAUAUUUUCUAGACUAAAUCAUCCGAGAAGUGGAGGACUGCGAAAUAAAACCAUGCAAAUUUUCAAUUUUAGCUGCCCUCCAACAUCAUACCAUAAUCCUGGAAAAAUAUUCUUCCAUUACCCAGAACUGUCAAUGCGAUGAGGUGUGGAUCGUUGUCUAUACUAUUAUUUAUUUUUCGAAGAAAUGUUUGGAUUCAAUGAUUUUUUAAUAAACAAAAUGUAAAAAAUAA